UGGACCUCCUCGUAAGAGUGAGGAGCUACAAGUCUGCUGCUUUCUUUGCAUAAACCCCUUUUCUAAACCCUCGUCCUACAGAGAGGCUUCUCUCCAUUGACAAGCACCACCAGCCAGAGGGGAGAGCACCACCGGUGGUGGGGAAAGCACGAGCAGGUCCGGAGGGCUCAGCAUCCAAACCGCAGGCUGUAGAGGAAAGGUAGGCCGGAGAACGAACAUAAGAAGACGAAGCACAGGUCUCGAACGUUAUGGUAGGCGGACGGAUACAGAAGGGAGGUCUCACGGGGCCGUUAACGGACACAGGAUAACAUGAAAAAUACUUGUUUGGACUUCUAAGUGACUCGAAGAGAAAAUGCAGAAGCGGGAAAAGCAAAAGAAGGUUGGCGCAAGAGCCGUGCUGUUUGAUUUUGGGCUGCUUGAAGGAUCGUAAAUCACGAUGAAUUCCUCGGUGACUGCCACAGGUGGCGGAGAGGUUCAGCGAUUAAAGAGUGCCCAGUGAUCGCAACGGUACCUUAACCCAAUUGGGUUCUCAAUAUACAAGGCGUUCUGGUGUUGAAGGUAUCCAUCAUUGGUGAUGGAAAAUUAGGGGUGCUUCCUGCUCAGCUAUGCGUUUUUGGCCGACCUUAUUUAAGGGCAAAACAUGCUUUAAGGACGUCAUUUGUGGAACAUACUCUCUUAAAAAGUUGUUGGGUCUCUCAACGGUUAGACUGAACUCAAUUCCACAUGUGAGGUUUGAGUUUCGUCAAGUUUUCUUUUUGACCGCUGUUUUAUACAACUCAGUGCCUGAUGGUGAGCAUGGAUCAGUAUCACCAAAAGCUUCUGCCUGUCAACAAGACUCACAAGAGAAGGUGACUGUACAAAUACCCUCAGCAAAUGAAGGAGAUCCAGUUUCUAUACAGAGUCAGUGCAUGCUUCAUAUUAAGGAGCUCUUGAAGGCAGGCAGGUUGUUAGAUGCUAUUGAGUUUUGCAGAAAUCUCUGUCGUAAACAAAUUAGUAUAAGCUUGACCACAUACAAUCUCCUGUUAAUGGCAGCUGCACGAGCAAAUGAUUUUGUUCUUUCAUCUCUCAUCUUCAGAGAAUUGUUAAAUUGCCACUAUCCUGAUUCAACAUCAUACUCUGCCCUUGCAAAAUCUUUUUUGCAUGUAAAAGAUGCAGAAACAAUUCGCAGUUUUGGUAGAGAUUUUUGUGAACUGACAUUCUCUGGAGGUGCCACUGUCAUGAACAGAAUCAUACUUGGAUUUGCUGAAACAGGGCAGGCUGAGAAAGCACUGCAGAUUUUCGAGGACAUGAAAUAUCCAGAUUCAAAAUGCAGUCCUGAUAAAAUUACAUACAACACCAUCCUAGCAAUAUUGGGAAAAUCUGGUCGGAUGCAGAAAAUGCAAGAUGAGUUUGAUUCAAUGAAGGAAUGUGGCCUUGUUCCUGAUAUCAUUACUUAUAAUACCUUGGUCAAUAGCUUUCGUAAACAGGGAAGAUUAGAUUCGUGCCAUGUCCUUGUGAGAGAAAUGAUUGAAAGAGGAAUAGAGCCUGAUCUGCUUACAUUCACUGCACUAAUUGAUGGUUUUGGUCGGCUUGGACAUGUGGAGAAGGCACUGGAGCUUUUUUAUGAGAUGAAACGCCGGGGUAUCCGCCUCUCCAUUUAUGUGUAUAGGUCACUGAUAAGUGUGCUAAAAAAGUCUGGGAAUUUGCAGAUGGCAGAGAAAAUAUUGGAAGAAAUGAACGCAGCCGGACCAAAUCUUGUAACCUCAAAAGACUUCAAGCGAAACAACUAGGUGGUCUUGGAGGUGAUUCUUGUGGCGUAAUAACUUGCGGGUGCAAAUAUCAAUUUUUUGUCUAUGAUUUUUUGGUGGAUCACAUGCAAAAUGUCUUGAUGCUGGAAUCCUAAAGUGCUAGUUACCAGAUGCAGAUUUAUGUGAUGCGUAGAUGGCAGCUUUUCAGUUUAAUGAAUCAGCCUUCUUAUCAGAGGGAUCAAGAUAAAUUCAGAAUGGGCUCAACUGUUCAUAUAUGUUGAGAUUUAUCUUUUAUGCUCUUUGAUCAACUUUUGUGGUGGAAAAGCCAUUGCCUCACAAUUUAUGAAGAUGGGAGAUAAUUUGGAAACUGUCUAGGAGAAUGCACGGGACACUCGAUUUUAGCAUUUGAUCUAAUCAAUUUUAGCCUGGUUUUAGCACUUGGUUAUUUUAAGAUGCAGGCAGAGGCUGAUUCGGUAUAGAUGACUCUGCAUCUUCAUGGUAAGGGAUUCGUUGUUGGUUUUGAUAUUUACCCUUACUGCUGUUUUGGGGCCAAGUGUACCAAUAACAUCUUUUUUAGCCAAGUAAAAUGGGGCAAUUGAGCUCCUGCAGUCGCCAUUUUAUAAGCACUUGUCCAGUGUUCAAACUUCAAAGAGAGAACGAAAUGUAAGCAGGAAAGAACAUCACCUUCCGGUGAAAGGGAAGAACAUUAUCUUGCUGUCAUGAAGGUAAAGAGAACAGAGGCUUCAACUAUUUCGUGGUAGCAUUAGCUAGGGCGCGGGGCCUCCGAUAGCGUUGGCACCAGAGGUCCAGAUUCCCUGUGUUGUAUGCUUUUUUUUAUAUCUGUGUAAGAACAAACACGUAAUCAGGAAAAGUUUUGACCA
Nymphaea colorata (pocket water lily) is the source of this 2608-nucleotide messenger RNA. Its product is annotated as pentatricopeptide repeat-containing protein At1g11900. Lineage: Eukaryota; Viridiplantae; Streptophyta; Magnoliopsida; Nymphaeales; Nymphaeaceae. Gene Ontology annotation, molecular function: protein binding. The transcript is spliced from 4 exons. The record is from RefSeq and is a predicted model, not a curated record. The coding region runs from base 606 to 1769 and encodes 387 amino acids.